UUUGGUGGGUGUUGGCAGAGGGGAUGGCAGAGCUGUCGUGCUGAAUGCAGCUCCUUGCCGGCGCAGGAUCGCUCCGUGUCCUGGGGGUGUUGUGCUGACGUGCCAGACAAAGAUCUCUCUCUGCAAUCCUCGUGUGCAGCUCUUCUUGCCAAGGAACAGACUCUGCUGUCGUUGUCCGCAGACUUCAUCCUGCACAACUUGCGGAGGAACGUGGGGAGGGAAGGGACUGCUCCUGGCCCUUAUGCUCAGAUGUUAAUUUAGCACUCCACAUUUCCUGUGAUUCACAGGCUGUCUCUUGACAGGAGCGCGUGUGCCUUGGAGGAGAAGCAGAACUGCUGCUUAACUUUCCCCACACGGGGCUGGCACUGAGCACAGCCUUUCAUGAAGGAAUGUUAACUGCCAGGCUGUUGAUUUUGUUGUUUGUUUAUUUCCCUGGCCUCUUGGUUGUUGGUGUUUUGUGUUUUGGCUCCUUUCCUUCAGUUGGUCUUACUCUUAACAGCUAUUUUCCUUUAACAGGAGUGUUGAUCGGUGUUCUAGCAGCUGCAGUUAAUACUGGGUGGAAAGUCUUUUCUGAAGUGCUGUUUGAGACUGGCUACAUCUGAAACAGUGCACUGAAUUCUCCCAGCUCCUCUCCCCUCGGGUCAAGAGCUGGUUUGUCUUUUCAUGUAGUAAAUAAAGCCUGUGGUCUGCUUUGUGAUCUGCUUUGUGAUCACAAGUUCCUGAGGCAUUGCAGAUAGAGUCUGUGGGCCUGGUAAUUACCUUGGUUCUGGUAAAGCAGCAUUUGGGAGAUUCUUUUGUCACCAGCUAUUUCAGCUCAGUGUGUGAGCUCAGUGCACUGGAAAUGCAGAGCAGUAUAUCCAUAACAAAACAAAAGCAUACAUGACAGAAGCACAGCAGUGGUGUUCCUCGGUUCCCAUAACCAGCUGAAGGUGGCAGGUGUAGCUUUGUUGCCAAAAAGAUCCCAGUGGUGUUUGCAGCUGCCGGCUUUCAGCUGGAAUUUGGGCUGUGGUUUGCAGCAGUGGGGGGCUGCAGCACCUCCUCUGCUUGGAGGUACCAGCAGGAGGAAUGUCAGUGAAACUGUCGGAAAUCAAAAGGCAAAGUCAAUAAACCUGCGCAGCCUAGGGACAGCCCUGUGCCACAAGAGGCGAGGGGGAAAAGCAGAUGCUUUCACAAAAUGAGCAAAGCGGGCAGGGACCUGGAAAACGAGCAGGGAAUGACGUUGGAAAGCAGGACAGUGGCAUUUCCGUGGCUCCUGUGCCUUUUCAGAGUCCUGGAGAGGCUGCGAGGGAGCUGCAGCUCUGUGAGCCGUGUUAGAGCCCCGAGGGGCAGGGGAUGGCUGGGCUGUGUGCACCUGGGAUGACUCGUGUUUGUUUUCAGUUUUUAUUGCAGGACAGUUGCCAUUGCUGAAGAUCCCUAAUGCCAGAUACCCAACCCACUGCCAAAUAACCAUGAACGAGAGGAGGUAGCUGCCUCCAGCGCGAGGGAAAAUCUGAUUUCAAUGGAUACAAAAUACAAAGACGAUUUAUUUAGGAAGUAUGUACAGUUCCACGAAUGCAAACUGAACGCCUCUGACAGCAAGCAGCGUCCUAUUAACGAUGAGUACUUGCGAGUGGCAGCAGCAGCCUUACUUUGCCUUCCCAAAAUUGAUCCCUUUUAUAGAUUCCGGUUGAUAAAAUUUUACGAGAUGGCUGAAAACUCCCUGAGAUCUGUGAAAUCCUCAAGUUUACAUUGUCUCCAUAAUGCAUUCAACAUGCUUGAGACAGUUGGAAUUAAUCUCUUCCUGUACCCCUGGAAAAAGGAGUUCAAAAACAUUAAGACCUACACUGGACCCUUUGUUUAUUAUGUGAAGUCUGCUCUAGCGGAGGAUGACGUGAGGCAGAUUCUGAACUACAUGGGCUACGUCCAGGAACUGGGAACAACGUUCAAGCUCAAAGAGCAGGUCGACGCCAUUCAAGUGAAAAUGAUUUCAUUUGAGCUCUUCCUGGCCAAAGUGGAAUGCGAGCAGCUUCUGGAGAUCCACCUGCAGGUGAAGGAUAAGGGUUACUCCGAGGUGGAUGUCAUCAACGAGCGCAAGAACAGCAGCGAGGACGUGCGGGGCUGCUCGGAGGCCAUGAGGCGGCGCCUGGAGUGCAAGGAGGCGCUGAACACGUCCAUGGCGCGCAUGGUGCUCCAGAAAUCGGCCAGCGAGCGCGCCUCCAAGGACUACUACAAGCCAAAGGUCAGCAAGCCUUCCAAGUCAGUGGAUGCGUAUGACAGCUACUGGGAGAGUAAGAAACCACCGCUGAUGAGCUCGCUGAGCCUCAGGAAGGAGCCGAUUUUGGUCGAUGCAGAAGAUGACAUUAAAGAUGAAAUUAUCCGUCCGUCGCCCUCUCUGCUGACCAUGUCCAGCUCCCCACACGGGUGUUCAGAUGAAUACUUGCCAGCUUCCUCUCAUCACAAUGGCAUGCUAAGAACAAAUGUCCCUUACAGCUCCUAUUUUUCUGCUCAAGAGGACUUAGAUUUAUAUACUGACCCUGAUUCUAGAAGCGUGUUAAAUUUUAAAAGACAAGACGCUAUUAAGCCUGAUGUAUGGCUGUUAAAAAGUGAUGCCAACCCUGUUUACCACAAACGCACCCACCUAGCCAAAGAGACAUCUUCCUCCAAGUGCCAGAACUGUGGCAUACCCUGUGGCGCUUCUGUUUGCCAGAAGUGUGACAACCUGUUCGGCUCGAGGCAGGAGUACCCAGCAGUGAAACAGAGCUCCUACUCCAUCAAAGCACUCCCAGGCGAUGGCUUGUCUCCUGCCUCGGCUCUGAGGGAGAAAUCUCAGUACACAUCACAGACUCAGAGUCAAGACAGAGCUGCUCAGUUCGGUUCCAAGCCCAAGCCUUCGGGCACCUCGCGCUGCGGCUUCUGCAACCGCUCGGGAGCCGCCAACACGUGCACGUUCUGCUCCAAGGUCUCGUGUGACACCUGCCUCAACGCCUACUACUACGACCCGUGCUGCAGGAAGAGCGACCUGCACAGGUUCCUGCCUAACAACCAGCUAAACUACAAAUCAUCCCAGCUGUCCCACGUGGUUUACAGAUAGACCGGAUGAGUGUUUGGGAAGGGAAGGGAAGGGGGAGAGGAAAGGGCUAUCCUAACUAAUGUUCUGACUCCAAACUGACCUCUUGCCAAAAUCACAUGUCCAGAUAUUUGGAACCAUGGUUCAGUGAUCAGGUGCCAGUUCUUGAUUUUUGUGGCUUCACAGAUGCUGCAGAUCCAUUAGAUUUCAUGCUGCUAUAAUUUAGGUAACUCCUAAACGAGCAUUGCUUUUUAACUUACAUGGGGCAGAAGAGCACAUUUUUCCUUAAAACUUGGCAGCUGUUGUAUUUUUAAAAAGUGACAUCAUACCUUCCUAUUAUAUCAUAUCUUGCCCAAAUAAAACCAGGCAGUAUUUGAAAAUAAAAUCAGAGAAUUAAGAUUGUCAUUUUCUGUGAGUGAUGAAACCACUGCCAGUUUUUGAUAAAGUAUGACUUCAGAAUGUGCAGGAAAUACGAGAAUGGCUUAUUUUGCCAACAAGGACUAUUUUUUGAUGUGUGUCUGCAUUUCUUGAUCUCCAAAAUGCAAACACCAUAACCUCUCUUCCUUUUGUCUUUGUUUCCUCCUUCUCCCCUUCUUUCCUGGUUGUUUAUCUCAAGCUAUAUAACCUGAAUCUGGACAAUGUGUGCUUUAUUUUCCGGUGUUGCCAAUAUCAUCCUUCUGGGUUUCACUGUAUGGUAUUUUAAAGAGGUGAUCCUGUAUCUAUGUCACUCAGAUGAUGCCUGGAGUGUCCAUUUUCUUUCUGUUGCACAUGGUUUAAGUACUGUUCUUUGUACUGUAAAUAGGUGAUUUGGAAACAGUUUAUUUUUAAUAAAUAUUUAAUAUGUUGAGUUCUUAAAAGUGGUAGAAUCAUUAUAGCUAUGAAGUCUCUCUGGGUUUUUUUGUUCAGGUGACUUUUUGUUUUUCCUUGUACUGUAUUUCAUAGCUUAUUAUAGCCACUGUGGCAGAAUGUUGUUCUUGGCUCUGAUCAGUUCUUGGGUUUUAAUCUGACAUUUUUUUCCCUCUGAUAAGGCUGGCGCUCAUCUGGGUGGAGUCUUGUCUAAGAAUUGCAGGAUUUGCUCUCAGUGCACGCUUUUUCUUUGUGGUUAUGGAAAUUGUAAGUAUCAAUGUUCUGCUUGCUCCCAAAUUCACUGCCAGUCUGUCUGUAAUGUAGUCCAGCAAGUAAAGCACUGGCCUGGUUAAAAAUCAGAGCUCAUUGUGACUCCUGUUCAAGUGAACCCAUCAGUUAUGGAUGUGGAUCAGAUAAUAACCUUUGUCUCUUGCUGUAGCACUUGGGAACCCUGCCCGAGAGCCAGGACUCCCUUGUGUUGGGCUCUGUACAGUCUGACCCCCAAACACCACCAGGUUAUGAAUAGACUUUAGUUUUCUAUUAAAAGAAAACCCCUAAGAAUCCUAACUCCCUCAUUCCAACUAUAGCUAGUUAGCACAACGUAUCAGGCAACCUAAUCUGAUGUGCAGAAUUAAAUGUGUUUAAAAUAUCUGUAAAGAGCUCUAGCUGAGAUGUAAACCGUAGUCCACUUUGCACUGAAAUGAUUCACUUUGGGGUUUUUAAUCACUGUUAGAGUCUAGACUUCUCAGCUUCAACCUCCAUCACUCCCUGUGUGACAGGAACAUGCAUGAAUGAUUGUUUGUCUUACAUUUUCUGGGGUGGGGGGCUUCAGGUAGGUAGAGGGGAAAAUUACAUAGGCUAGUGUUGUAAAAUAGCUAAAACAAUUUUAGCCAUAACUGCGUGUCAGAAGCAUUAUGGAAAUAAGAUGAAACCUGGGUCUUACAGAGGGCUGAGAAAAAUACGUUACUGUCCAGUUUGCACUAAGAAACAAAGUGAACAGAGUGUGUUUAACAAUCAGGGAAAUUCUGAAUCAUGGGACUGCAACUGAGCAUAAUGUCAAGGGCAGGUACUGCCUUGCUGACCCUGAAGGUUGGGGUGAAUAUUGUUUAAGUGAAUGAUUUUAAGGUUUUCAAUCUUGUAUGUUUUUUAUAAAUAUAUAUAUAUAUAUAAAUAUGACACAAAUGUAGAUACAUUAUGUAUAUAGUGAAGAAUUUAAAAACAAUUUUACUAUUAAAAUGCAGUCUAAGGGUGGUUUUAAUUUUGGUGGUUCUUUGGGUUUUGUUCACCUUCUGCAGUUUCAUGCCUGUUUGGCUGCUCUACAGUGUAUCUUCUAGUUCACCAGUUCAAUUUCCAUAUGGCUCCUCACACUACAGUGAAUAACUAAAACUGUGAUGCCACGUAAUUUUUAUGGUGACCAGGGCAGGGGCUAUACCUGCUCUGAAAAAGAGAAGUCCUUUGUAUAUAUGUCAUGGAAUCCUGUAGUAAAACCUGUGUUGAAUUGAAGUGAUACCAUGCUCUAUUUUUGUGUAUCUUACUGUAUGAGGUUGCUGUGAUUGAUACAGUAAAAUAUAUGCGAAUUUAAAAUGCAGGUGUUUUGCAUCUGAUUUGUUUAAAUUAAUUUAUGUUUUGAAGGAAUUUAAAAAUAAAGAGGCCUUUAAGAAAAGGCUUCACUCUUUUCUUAAA
Molecule: messenger RNA, 5575 nt
Organism: Vidua chalybeata
Lineage: Eukaryota; Metazoa; Chordata; Aves; Passeriformes; Viduidae
Gene: SPATA2
Product: spermatogenesis associated 2
Exons: 2
Coding region: 1499-3070 (523 amino acids)
Biological process (GO): regulation of tumor necrosis factor-mediated signaling pathway; regulation of necroptotic process; protein linear deubiquitination
Cellular component (GO): cytoplasm
Source: RefSeq, a predicted model, not a curated record